Molecule: messenger RNA, 2533 nt
Organism: Pecten maximus
Lineage: Eukaryota; Metazoa; Mollusca; Bivalvia; Pectinida; Pectinidae
Product: histone H1-delta-like
Exons: 2
Coding region: 27-581 (184 amino acids)
Biological process (GO): nucleosome assembly; negative regulation of DNA recombination; chromosome condensation
Cellular component (GO): nucleus; nucleosome
Molecular function (GO): nucleosomal DNA binding; double-stranded DNA binding; structural constituent of chromatin
Source: RefSeq, a predicted model, not a curated record
UAAGGAAGAAUAUCUAACUCGUCACCAUGAGCGCCGCAGCAGCAUCUCCAGCUAAAAAAGUAAAGAAGGCAAGCAAGCCUAAGGUUCCAGCAGCCCAUCCUACUUAUGCUGCUAUGAUUGCUUCAGCUAUCGGAUCCCUGAAGGAGAGAGGAGGCUCGUCCAAAGUCGCCAUUACCAAAUACAUCCUGAAAAACUUCAAGGUUGGUAAUGACACUACCAAGAUCAACACCCGAGUUAAACUUGCGCUCAGAAGCAGCGUAAAGAAGGGAACACUGAAGCAAGUAAAAGGCACCGGAGCUUCUGGCUCAUUCAAACUGGGAGAAAAGCCCAAGGCAGCCAAGAAACCAGCAGCCAAGAAAGUAACGAAACCAAAGAAGGCCGCAGCAUCUAAACCCAAGAAAGCCUCUGGCGAAAAGAAAGCAAAGAGCCCAAAGAAAGCCAAGAAGCCCGCAGCUAAGAAACCUGCCGCCAAGCCAAAAGCCAAGACUCCGAAGAAGGCAGCCAAGAAGCCAGCAGCAAAGAAACCAGCAGCAAAAAAGCCCGCAGCUAAGAAAGCAGCCAAGAAGCCCGCCAAGAAGUAAACACUUUUCAGUGUUUGGUCGUAACUGACCCCCCAACCCUAAAAGUCCUUUUCAGGACUACCCACUUUUCUCAAAAAGUGUCAAAUGACAACUCGAAUUUACGCAUUUAUUCCAGCUUCGCAUGUUCCACCCGUGAGUGAAAUUGUAACGGCAACUUCUCUCCUCCGGGCCUAUCAUUCUGACAAUGGACAUGCCACGGGCGUCCCACACAAGGCUCUAGAUGUUUGAGAUGUAGGUUUUGUUUGUACGAAUUUAACGCCCUCGCGACCACAAAGAUCAUGUGUGUCCCAAGUAUAGACACUUACGGCGGAAAACAGAGCAUAUAGUCGGGAGAGAAAGGGAAAUACAAAAAUCUGUCAAUCUAUUUGAAAUUGUCUCAGGAUGUAAAAAUCGUUUGAUAGAACUGGUAGGAGAUCGGGGAUCCCUAUUCCUGGACACAAGAAUGACACAGAAACCUAAUGCAAGGUGGCAGAAUGUGCAACAGAUUCGAAACGGAAAGCAAUCACAUUCUCAGAUCAAUAAAUUGACAAUCACAUAGCACAGCAAAAUCAUGGUGUUGGCUGGUGCAAUUCCAACGUGGUUAACAGAGUGCAACUUUGCGAGCUGAAUGUAAAGAAAAUCAUCCGGAAACGCUGUAAUGGGUCGAUUCUAAAUCGAGAUGAGGGGGUCCAUACACUCUUCUACCUCUACGAUAAGCUAGUUGCAAAUCAUAGUUGAACUGGCUUGUAUAGUUACUACAAUCUCGUACAGUUAAAACCUAAGUGUAUACACGCUUCAGUGGACAUGACCCCGGCUGUUAAUAAGAUGUUAAACAAAAUAAAUCAAACCAACGGCCAUUUUGUCUGAUGAAGGUGACAGAGUGUAGAAUGUACAUAUAUACUACAUAAAUACAUUUAUGCAUGGAGAUGACGUCACACAUUCUUGUGUACUGGGACAGAAUAUGAAGUACAGCAACAUCACUAUUUACAUAACACGUGGGCUUUACGUUGUACCGGACUCUGUAAGUACGGUUUUAAAUCUACCUCUGUAGACAUCUGCAGGCUUUAACGAGAUGUAAUUAGUUCUAAAAAUGUCUGAAAAACAAAUAAAGACAUCUCGUAUUGUGGUUUAAUUCACCGCGCUAGCAUUUCGGUUAUUCAAUUACCAUAUCGCUGGUGUGUAUAUGCUUUCAUAGUCUUAAAAUGGCUCAAGGAGGCUGGUUUGGUUUAGUGUUGUAUAGUCACUGAAAAUCUACACGUGACGGACGUAACAGUGUUAUUUUUCAACGACGAAAUUGAAUUCAAGAUUCUAGACUGUAAGGAAAGAAAAUGGAAUGGACAUACAGAUACCGAAUAAAUAGGAAAGACAAAAUGAGCUCAUACAUUAACAAGCCCAAACCGAAUAAAAAGGAAGACAAAAUGAGCUCAUACAUUAACAAGCAGAUAUCGAAUAAAAAGGAAAGACAAAAUGAAGUCAUACAUUAACAAGCAGAUAUCGAAUAAAAAGGAAAGACAAAAUGAAGUCAUACAUUAACAAGCCCAAACCGAAUAAAAAGGAAGACAAAAUGAAGUCAUACAUUAACAAGCAGAUACCGAAUAAAAAGGAAGACAAAAUGAAGUCAUACAUUAACAAGCCCAAACCGAAUAAAAAGGAAGACAAAAUGAAGUCAUACAUUAACAAGCAGAUACCGAAUAAAAAGGAAGACAAAAUGAAGUCAUACAUUAACAAGCAGAUACCGAAUAAAAAGGAAGGACAACAUGAAGUCAUACAUUAACAAGCAGAUACCGAACCGGGUACUUUAAAAUCCGACUCCUGAACCAGGUUAUGUUAAGUAUUUAUUUAAAUAUUUGAAGGUUGUGUUAAAUCGUGCUGAUUUGUCAAAUACAUAACUAAGAAUCAAAGUUUAUUAUAAGCGAUAGACGCGAAAAAAGAAGAAGCAAAACGAUAAAAGUAACUCACAUGCUGCCUGAACC